Trichoderma harzianum CBS 226.95 is the source of this 850-nucleotide messenger RNA. RefSeq lists its product as hypothetical. Bases 494 to 676 code for a protein of 60 amino acids. The transcript has a single exon. The record is from RefSeq and is a predicted model, not a curated record. NCBI's taxonomy places the organism in Eukaryota, Fungi, Ascomycota, Sordariomycetes, Hypocreales, Hypocreaceae.
GCAGAACCUUCUCGACCUUGAGGGUCAUGGCCUGGCCGGGCCACAUGUCGGAGAUUUCGCGGUACCAUCCAUCUGUGAGGUAGCACCAGUAGUUAGCAUCAGGUCCGUGAGGUAUCGAUAUAGGUCCAAUCAAGCGUUGACGUCGAUUUCACAUAGAAGGCCUUUGCUUCAUCGUGACCCCACCAUAACAACUUUUUUUUUUCUUAUCUCGAUAGGUAUCUUAUCAAGACACCCGGAUGAACAGGCAGCUUGCCAGGUUCUCGAGCAUUGUGUAACAUUGGCUUCGCCCAUGCCCUAAGGGAAGCGGGCAAAUGAAUCCAUCAUCCCAUCGCCAUGCCAGUCAUGACCAUGGGAGGGCAGUUGGAAUAAAAAUUUCCAAGGCAGGGCGGGGUAUGGCAGAGAGAUCGUGGAUGGGAUUUUAGCUACAAACCUUGGAUGGUGGGGUGAACAAUUUCGUCAGACAUUGUGUUUGCUGUGUGGAAACGGCGAAAAGAUGGGAAACGGGGUAUCAAAGUGGAAUGAAGAAAAGUCGAUGAAGGAGAAAAAGGAGAAAAAGAAAAAGAAGUCGGCGUCAAGGGAGGAAAAGUCGGGAGAGGAAAAGCAGGGAGCCGAGCGCCUACAGAGGCAUGGAACAGACCGGUCGCAAUUGGGUUUGGCUUUGGGUUUGGUGGGGUGAAAAAUUUUGGCGCACUUUUUGCCAACUGGAGACCGAGAGCAAGAGCCCGAGUUUGUAUCGUGCGAGAUGCAGUGCCACGAGGACAACAAACUGCCUGAAUCAUGCCUGUCCGUAUGGGGGUCUGUCUAUUCAACCCAGUGUUCUCUCUUAUUUCAUUAAUAUCAACAUCAUGGU